Prunus armeniaca (apricot) is the source of this 450-nucleotide messenger RNA. The record is from the annotation of a GenBank genome assembly. Lineage: Eukaryota; Viridiplantae; Streptophyta; Magnoliopsida; Rosales; Rosaceae.
AUGCCUUAUACUCCUUGGCCUGCUAUAUUGAGGUCCUUGCUUAGUGAUUGUCGGAUACGUGGGAACAUAGAGUUGGGAGAAUGGACUGCAAAGAAUUUAGUUCCAGAAAAUGAUGUAUCUUAUGUACUAUUGUCAAAGGUUUACUCUGAAGGAGGUAGUUGGGAAGAUGCUACAAACAUAAGGAGGGAAAUGAUAGAAGGAGGUGUGCCAAAAAAUACUGGAUAUAGUUGGAUCGAGUUCUUGGCAACGAGUGAUGAAGCAGAACUUGAUGGUCCUCUUCCCACUUCAGGUCUAAGCACUAAAAGAGCAGUAGCAAAAGCAAAUGACCAACCAACAAGUACAUGUAAGAAGUUGGGGACUGGUCGAACUAAGUUAACAGGAGGAACCAACAACGCAAAGUUUGCACCUGAAAAUCCUUAUGCUCCUCUGUUAUCAGCCAAAUGUUACUGA